AUGGCGUCUUUGCCGUUAAUUUAUCUCCAAUUUGCCUUCUAUUUAGUUCUUACCCUUGGCUCGAUCGCAGCUGGCAAGAAUUGUGAGACUCUAGACGGCAAAUGGUAUAAUCAGCUGGGAUCUGAGGUUUACAUAGAGCAUGAUGAAAAUGGAAAACUCUGGGGCGAAUAUAGGACUGCUCAGGAGAGAUUCAAUGGAUCUGCGGGCCCUAGUCACUCUGUCCUUUUUGGUAAGUACCUUUAUAUUUCCUCAUUCAAGCCACUGCAACCCUGAGUCCUCAAUUGACCGAGGUUUUGUCAUGCAGUUUAAUAAUCUUUAUGUAGUUAACCGAAUGUUCUGAAACUUAAGCUUAAAUCUGAAUUCUUUAAGAAUGUUGAGUACUUUAAAAGGCAGGGAAAAAUUCAGGGCAUGUGCUAGGGACCAUGGAAUCACGCGCUGUUUUCGUGAAGGUCACAGGUUCAAUACAUUGCAUCCACCAGUAAUCUACGUUGCAAAUCCUGGACUGUGAACUGAGACAAAGUGCUGUUUUUUUUUUUUUUAAACUAGAACCACUACGUGGAACUUACCGGGGCCCAGUGGGACACGGGAUUGCAUAGUUUACCUCUCGCACCCCUCCCCCCUCCUCUGUGGAGGCUAAUACUUAGUCUGAAUUAACUCAUGCAGAAGAAAAGCAACAAAAUGCAUGAGAAAGGAGGAUGCAGUUGUAAGUUUGUUCAGUGUUAUGACAGCUAACGGUCUGUGUUAUAGUAGUGUUUUUACACUGUGAUGUCAAUAAGUGUGAUCUGUAUAAGGUUUUUAUUUGAGUUUGAGUGAAAGAGCAAAAAUCACUGACAGUUUUGAGUUGAAUGGUAAUGACAAAGUUUGCAAAGAAGUUUGUUACAGAAUUAUCACAAUUUUGCCUUCACGGUCUGCAUUACACUUCUCAUAGAACAAACAUGCAUGUUCAUGGAGAGCCUGUAGUGUUGAAGAAUCCCAGUAAGUGCAUGAUUUGAUGACAGAGAAGCAAACUGCGUAUAUGGACAUAAUAAAAUGCUUAUUUAUUGAUGACUGAGUAUCAUUUGUUAAUUCAUUGCACAUUGAAAUGGAGGCAUUUGAUUGUUAGGCAGUGGUUGAUACAUAGUGGCAUUCAUCAAUAUGACCUAUAGUAAUCGUAGAGGAAGUAUUUCUUUCCUUAACUGGGUAAACAGUAGUAAGUGGUGCAAAGCCUUGAUUAGAUUCUACUAUUUGUAUAGUAACAUUUAAUGCAUCUGCAACUGCUUGAAUGAUGAUAAGUGCAUCAGCCUAAGUAGCCAUGAAUUUUCGGUAUUGCUCUCAAUAAAUCUCUCUGGGUUGUCUCUCAUAAAUUGAACCCCAGCAGUACGUAUAUGCAUAUGAUGGUUGCUAUUGCCUGAUGUGAUACAGAUCUAAAGAAACAAUCACCUGCACUGUCAACAUCUAUUGAUUGUAAGCCAAGUUCACCUAAUCUUGACUGCAUCAAAUUCUCAGAGAAAAUAGGAGACAUCAACUGUAUUGUUGAGCUGUGAUUUUGCAUAGAAGGUCUAAUUAUAACUUCAUGAUGAUCAGUGUUGUAUUGCGUAGGUCCUGGCAUCCUUCUCAAAAUCUUUACUUAGUUUGAAAGUCACGUAAUUGGUCAUAUGACUCACACAAUUGCAAGAAAACAAUGAUAAAAAUCGACGUGCUUUACAUUUUUUCAUUAUCCUGUGAUAAUGUCCGCUAAAGAAAGACAACAAAUAAGCUUUCUUAGGUAUAGCCAUUUUAUUUAAGUUAAUUAUCUUUGGAUCGCAUUUGUUAUUACAUUUAUAUCGUGCAUGAUAAAGUUUUCUCACCUUAUUAACAUAGUGAUGGAGCUUUGAAGACUUCGGUAUGUCAAUCGUUGAAAUCUUUUUGAAGACAAAUUUCCUCAACAUGCUAUUCUUCUCGUUGAGACCUCUUAGAAAUAGCAGUGCAAUUCUGCUCUGUUCACUAGCACGUCUAGAUCGCCUUGUAGCACGUUUUUUAAGAUGAUGUAAAGUUAGCUUUGAUAAGUGUUCGCUUUGAUUCUCAAUAAAUUUCACGAUGGAAGGUUCACUCUUAAGUGAUAGCUCGUAAAUUUGUCUCUCCAAAUAUUGACUCUUAAAUUUUCGCCCAUAAACUAGUGCAUCGUAAAGGUUGGGGAACGUGUCCUUCCCCUUCCAGGGUCCCAGCGUCACAUCCCCACCCAGAAAUUCCUAAAGUACCCCCCCGCCCCGGGCUGUCCUCCAUGCCUCGUGCUUUUCAAAAUGGCGGAUAAGAUUUCAAUGAGCCAGCGAUAUAUCUCAGUCAGCGAUAUAUCCCUAACAAUGUAACGUUGAAAAAACGAACCGUCUGCAUUUUAAGACCGGUGCCAGCCUUCGGCUGGGCCCCGGUAAUAACACCCUUUGCAUUUUGUGACCAAAAAAAGUUUAAAGAUUUCUCGCUCGAAUGUUGCUUUCAUCAGCACGCACUUUACAGUGUAAAUAGAUAAAAAGAUCGAUAACAUAUACCGAUAUGAGUUUAAAAUUCGCUCGAGUUCGCUGCUUGUCUCACGGCACCCAUGACUAACUUUUCUUCAUGGCAGAUAACUACAGUGGAACCCCGCUCUACGGACACCCGCUUUAUACGGACAGUUUCGUUUGUCCCGACAAAAAGCUCAUAUAUUUUCUCUAAAAUUAACCCGCUUUAUACGGACACCGGUUAUUACGGACAACGGACACUUCUCUGUGUCCCAAGUAACAAACUCUCAUAUACUCUCAACCCCGCAGUUACCGACACUGGUUAUCUGCACACUGUCUAUUUUCAUUGUCACAAUUAUGUGAUAAUUGUAGACAUUGUACCGUGUUCAAAUAAUGACAGAUUUUUACGGGUGAAUAAAAUUUUAUUACAGUACUUAAAAAAAAACAGUAACAAAGUAGCGUGACAUAAUUAUUUGAUUUUGAACAGUCUGUCUUCCUUGCGGUGUUUGUCUCUUGUACUAUGUAUAGUCCUUUAAUAACGCUUUCUGCCUCCUGUUACUCACGUUUCACUUCCUUGACUUUUUGUUGCAGUCAUUGCUCUUAACCUUCUUCCUCUUUGACGUUAUUUGCUUGCUGUGAGCUGUACCAGGAUCAUCCUCCGUUCGUAUUGCUGGGUUGUUGCUAACGUCUAGUAAUUGUUCAAGUAAAUCCACGUGUUUCCGAGGACCAUCAAAAAUGUAAACACAUGGUAUUUCCAUACCAAGACCUCCACCCCGAUUGACUGCCUUUCCACAUACUUCUACGGAUCCUCGGUUCGUAAAACUUAGCGAAAACUGUCUUCUUUGGUCUUUAUAUCGAUAAAACAUGUGUUCCUGACGUUUUCUCUGAGAGCCCGCUUAAUACGGACACCCGGAUAGUACGGACACUAUGGCAUGUCCCCUUGGUGUCCGCAUUAACCGGGUUCCACUGUAUGCCGCUUUAUAACUCCUCCGAAGUUUUUGUGCCAGCUAAACAAUAAGGAAACACUAUUCCCAGUCCUUGGAUAUUAAAAAGACUGAACGUAACGCACAAUGUGCCCUUGUUUACCUUUGAUCACGUCUGCAAGCGAACUCUCUCUUUUCAAGCGAUUCAUCUCAAUGCACAAUAAUUGACCCUUAUAUUAAUUAAAACCCUAUUGUUCAUUCAUAUUAAUACUGUUUUUGCCCCUCACAUUUUCUGUGUUCGUUCGUAUUCAAAACACGUUUAGGAAAAUAAAGGUCGUGUAAGUCAUGUGUAUUAUGUUUCGAGAUAAAUAGAUUAUACUCUUUUUUAAGUUCCCAUUUUGCGGUGACUUCAGUUUACAUCUCCAUAAAAUGGUACAAGAAACAUCACGCAAGCUGAAAAUUUACAAAGGCAUGUUUUUUGAAACUCGCUAAUGCUGACAUCAAUACAUCUGAUAUAUCGUGCUUGCUGAAAGGGCGAAAACACAGAAUUGUGAUAACAAGAUCAUGUACAAAUUUAAUGAUAAAAGCUUAGCAAGAUACAGAUAGAAACAAAAGCAAACCCCNGGGGGGUGCAUAAUAGAGAGGGUGGCUUAUUAACUUUUUUAACCCUGAAAAGGGGUGGGUUGGGCGAGGGGGCUCAUUAGAGGGAGAAGGCUUAUUUGAGAAGGGGGGCUAAACAGAGGAUUUACUGUAAUCAUUUAUUUGCUGCAUUUGAAGAGGCUUUUUUGCUUUUGCUUUCUUUCGAAAAGCCUUUUAAAGUAGAUGUAAUUGAUCAGUUGACAGUUGUGACUUAAACUGGAUGAAAUAUUUUGCUUUGACAGGAGCAACACCUUAUGACUACAAAGGGGCAUCAUUUGCUUUCUCUGUAGUCUGGAGGAAUGGUUCAUCAACAACUGUGUGGACUGGUCAAUGUCUUGUGUGCAAUGAUGGGCAUGAAAAGCUUCUUACCUCUUGGCUGUUGCGUUCCAAGGUAGAUACCUGCAUAGACAAGUGGAAGUCAACUAUGAUUGGUCGAGACACCUUCACUAGAUAUGAACAGCGUGAUGGUCCUCGCAAACCAAAUGCAUCCAUUCCAGAAACCCUGGUAAUUAUUGACAAAACAAUUAAGACCUUGGACCCUGAAGUCAAAAAUAAAUCUUGCAGCUUAAAUGGUGUUUGGUAUAAUCAUUUGGGCUCGGAGAUGAUUUUGACCCAAAAAGACGAUAAUACUAUUGAAGGAGAGUAUCGCACUGCUGUUGAGCGGGAAACUGGAGCAGCUGGAACGAGCCAUUCUAAAGUGUUCGGAAUCGGACAGCUAGGAGGCCCAAGCAGCACUUUUUCUUUCUUUGUUGUCUGGAGAAAUGGAGCGUCUGUGACUGGAUGGGUGGGUCAAUGUCACAUUUGUGGUGAAAAUAAGACUGAGAUUAUUGAAACUGGCUGGUUAUUGAACAGUAACAUAGAAAAGUGCAGUGAUGAUUGGAAAUCAACACUAUUUAAUCAGGAUAGCUUCACUCGCACUGAACAGAACCCUGGGCCAAGGAAGAGAGAUAAUACUCAUGUUCCAGACAGAAGUGGAAAUGAAGCACAGCCCAAGGCUUGUGAUGGGUGCAAACAUCACCUUACCUACACUCUCUUCAGUUUGAGUGUGAUCAUUUCUGUUUUACAUGUUUACUGGUAA
Porites evermanni is the source of this 5090-nucleotide messenger RNA. NCBI's taxonomy places the organism in Eukaryota, Metazoa, Cnidaria, Anthozoa, Scleractinia, Poritidae. The record is from the annotation of a GenBank genome assembly.